This is a messenger RNA of Rhopalosiphum padi (bird cherry-oat aphid), 6689 nucleotides long. Its product is annotated as trehalase. Lineage: Eukaryota; Metazoa; Arthropoda; Insecta; Hemiptera; Aphididae. Bases 286 to 2265 code for a protein of 659 amino acids. The transcript is spliced from 6 exons. Gene Ontology annotation, biological process: trehalose catabolic process. The record is from RefSeq and is a predicted model, not a curated record. Gene Ontology annotation, molecular function: alpha,alpha-trehalase activity.
ACACAUUUUCAUCCCCGUUGGUUUCAAGAAUCUAACUAAACUUAUCGAGGCCAAAAAUUUAUAUUUUAAUUUAUUAUAAAACAAAAAUAAUGAUAAGUAAUAAUAAUAAUUUAUAAAAAUUACAAGUCGUCAUUUUGCUGAGAAAAUAAGCUUGAUCUGUGAUAGUGUUAUUUUUUAUUUAAAUACUGUUUUUAAGUAUCAUUAUUAUUGAGAUCACAUAUAGUUUUCGUUUUUAUUUUAUUUUUUAUUUCGCUUCGUAAAGUUAUUGAGAAAACAAUUAAUAAAAUGCCUCAAAGUGCGGGCGUACUUACAAAUUCUGUUAUGAUAACUUUAAUACUACUGAUCAGUUCCUUGUGUGGAUGUUGGAGUACUGAUGCGGAUCAACAUGUUGCUUCGUCUCCCACAUGUGACAGUAAUAUUUACUGCUAUGGGCCAUUGCUGCAUGCGAUUCAAAUGUCUAGCAUAUUCCCGGACUCAAAAACGUUUGUUGACAUGAAAAUGAAAUAUUCGCCUAAUGAGACCAUGAACAUAUUCUUGGAAAUGAUGAAAAGAACGGGACAAAGGCCAUCAAAAUUAGAACUGGAAAUUUUCCUCAACGAUACUUUCGAGAAGGAAGGUAGUGAAUUCGAAAUUUGGGAUCCUUCCGAUUGGAAGCCAGAGCCCAAGUUUAUUGGUGAUAUUAAGGACCCAAAUUUCCAAGAAUGGGCUAGAGGCUUACAUUUAUUAUGGAAACUCCUCGGUAAAAAAAUUAAAGAUGAUGUUCGUUUACAUCCCGACCAUUAUUCAAUUAUCUAUGUCCCGUAUCCGGUAAUUGUACCCGGUGGCCGGUUUCGUGAAUUCUACUAUUGGGAUUCUUACUGGAUUAUUAGAGGUCUGUUACUAUCUGAGAUGUAUACUACAGUCAAAGGAAUGCUUAGCAACUUUUUAUCAAUUAUUAACACUUACGGUCAUAUUCCAAACGGAGGCAGAGUUUAUUAUGCCAUGCGGUCUCAACCCCCCAUGCUAGUACCAAUGAUGAAAAGUUACAUCGAGGCUACAAAUGAUACAAUUUUCCUUAAAGAAAAUGUAGAUAUACUGGAAAAAGAAUUCAGUUAUUGGAUGUUAAAUCAUACGGUGGACAUAGAAAAAGACGGAAAAGUAUACACAUUGGCUAGAUAUAAGGAUUCGUCAACAGGACCCAGGCCCGAAUCAUACAGGGAAGAUAUCAUGAGCGCACAAACAUUUAAGACCGAUAACGAUAAAGAAAACUACUAUUCUGAGCUAAAGGCCGCUGCGGAAUCUGGGUGGGAUUUUUCCAGUAGAUGGUUUAUUCUAAAUGGAACAAAUAAAGGAAACUUGACCAACCUGAAAACACGGUACAUCAUUCCGGUUGACUUGAACGCUAUAGUAUAUUGGAAUGCUAAGAUACUGAGUGACUUUUACCGAGAGUUGAAUGUAUCCGACAAGGCACUAAAGUACGAAAACAUUGCCAACAAAUGGAUAGAAGCAGUAACUGCGGUGCUGUGGCACGAAGAGGUGGGAGCAUGGCUCGAUUAUGACAUGCUGAAUGAAAUCAAGCGUGAUUACUUUUACCCAACCAACAUAUCGCCGCUAUGGACAGGAUGUUACGACCCAAAGAAGACCGAUGACUUUGUGUCUCGGACACUUAAGUACUUGGAAAAAACACAAAUAAUGAACAACCUUGGGGGCAUACCAACCACCUUGGAGCACUCUGGUGAACAGUGGGACUAUCCAAACGCAUGGCCCCCUCUCCAGUACAUAAUGGUCAUGUCACUGGAUAACUCAGGUGACAACUGGGCCCAGGACUUAGCGUUUGAGAUAGCUGAGCGAUGGAUGAGGUCCAACUACAAAGCAUACAACGAGACCAACGCCAUGUAUGAAAAGUAUGAUGCGACUGUACCUGGAGGCCACGGUAGUGGAGGUGAGUACGAGGUGCAGUUAGGUUUCGGCUGGACCAACGGUAUAAUCCUGGAGUUCCUGCAGAAGUAUGGAUCCAGGGUCACGGCCGAGGACAAGUUCAUCGAGGCACCGCAGACCAGCGCCAACAUAGAUGCCAGCAGAAGCAGCACUGACUACAACACCAAGACCGUGUCUUCGGCAACGCAAGUGAUGACUGCCACGCUCGCGAUACUGGCCACAAUAUCGGCCGGAUGCAUAGGGUUCGCCGUGUACAAAAAGCGGUACCAGCUUUACGCGUCCGACCGAGCCCUGUGCAAGAAAAUGUGCGGCGGCUACACAGAGCUCAAAGACCUGACGAGCGACUAGAGACGCCGACAACCUUGCACACCGUAGUACGUCGUCCGUUGUUCGUCGAUUCACUGCAUCCGCUCUUGGACGUAGUCGUCCGGCGCUCGCGCGUCACCAUAAUAAUAAUAUUAUAUUAUAAUAUUAUCGUCCCCGUCCUCCGUCAACCCCAUGCGAGGCGUAUCCACUUUGGCCCUAUCCUCCCCCUAAAAAACACUCACCCUGUAUACAAAAUGAUCUGAAAAUCUCACACCACUUGUACUGCAGAGUGCGAUGAUAUUAUAUUAUAUAAUAUAAUAUAACCACAUAUUGUUAAUAGUACGCCGUAAUAUUUGGCGUCCGGCCAACGUAUUUUUGAUGUUGUUAUAUUAUUAUUAUUAUUAUUAUUAUUAAUAUUAUCAUUAUUAAUUUAUUAUUAUUUAUUUAUUAUUAUUAUUAUUAGUAGUAGUAGUAGUAGUAGUAGGACUAUUAAUAACGAUAAUGCUGUCUUGAAACAUAAAAAUAUAUUAAGAUUGACGAAAAUGACACGAGAAAUAUAGAUAUAAGACGACGUUCGUGUCUAAUAUACAUGGUUUUGUGUAUAUUCUCGUGGUCUUAAAGUAUUAAAAGUAUUAUAUAAGUAUUAUACAUGCUUAUCGUCGAUAUUUUGAUUUUUACGUUUUCGAAACGCGCACUUAGACCGAUGUCAAACAUUAAUAGACACGAAAACGAUUUCCACGGUCCGCAUUCGGUUAUACACUUAUACUUACAGGUACAGAAAAUAAUCAUUAGUAAUGUAUACGAUUGUACAUAAUAUUCGUAUAAUAUGCAUCAGAUAUUCAGAUAGAUAAUUUUAACCCACGAGGUUAAGUACACGUUUCUCUUUGAUUGCUCAUGUUUCAAACGUGCAAUUUAUGAUUUAUUUCAGUACGAUUAUAUUUUCCAGAUUUGCAAUGUGAGUACCUCACGAAUCGGCAGUACCUAUACCUAUAAUUUCCCCAUGUAUGCUACUAUUAAUUUAUUUGUGACGACGUGAGUAAAAUUCUGGGUUUUUUCUAACCGUUCGUCGUUGACUCAGACCGAAAACAACGACGGAGAACGUCCAAUAGGACCGCUUUUGCUCCGUACUAAUAAAAAAAUAUAUAUUUCGGUUUUAUUUAUUAAUGAUUUUCCACGCAAUGGUGUGUUUUCCUAUGUUUAUAAAAACUAUCGAGUUAAAUGUCGUUUGUAGAUUUUUUUUUAGAAUAUCGAUUUACGUUGGUAGUAAACGACCAAUCAACAAUAAUAUUUUAUUGUUAUAGUUUAUAAUACCUAUUACAAAAUGUAAUCAUAUUCGAACGAUUAUACGCGCUUUGACAAUUUAAUGCUGUAAAUAGGUAGGUAGAUCAUUAUAUAUUGUCUAUUUAAACGUCUUAUCGUUGACGUAUAUUUAAUAUGUAUAUAAUUUAAUAUAAUAUAUUGUGAGAAUAAAAAAAACAGCCCCCGAUAACGUCAAUGCUUGUUAGCUUAAAACGUUUUAUUUUUACUCCUCGAGUUUUAAAUAUUUUCAACACUUUGCGAAAGCUCAGGUAUACCACGAGUAUACACAUGUAUCUAUAUUUAUAUAUAGGUGAACAAUACUCUAUAGUCUAUAUCUAUAUGUUCUCAAUACAUACUUAUAAUUUUUAGAUUUUAAUGGAACAUAUAUAUAUAUAUUUUAUUUGAACACAUUAUUUUUCUAAUACAAUUACUGAAAUGCUUCCUUUAAAACGUUAGGUAACUGAAAUUAAAAAUAUUAUCGAGUGACAAUGACGAUGAUGCUGAAUCGUAAAAUUAUGAAUUUUAUAUUUCUAUUGACUACUCUCACCGCAGACGGGUUUUCAAUAUUGAUACCUAUGUUAUUAAAGUGUGUACGAUUACCAUCUAUCAAAUAGUUAAAUUACAUACUAUAGGUAUAUACGAAUGAAGUGCAUAAUAAUAAUCGUUUCGGAUUUAGCUGCGCAGCGAUCAAUCAAAAGUCGCGUUAAGGCAAUAACCAACGAAAGCAAAUUUAUCUAGGUUAUUAAUUCAUUCUAUAUUAGAUAUUCUUAAUACGAUGAUAAUAAUAAUAGUAAUAAUAAUAUGAUUCAUUUCUAUUCGUAUAAUAUAAUAUGCUUCUUUUAUCUCGAGUGUAAUAGGUACAUAUUUUAUAAUCAUUCCUAAUAGUAAAUAGAGUAAUAAUAUUAAUGAAAAAAUUAAUGACCAAAAUUUAAGUAUGCGUAAGCGUUAAUACAUGUAUACAAAUCUAUACCUACGUGGCUACGUAUAAUGUAUUAUACUAUCAUAAAUAAUUGAAAUAACGUGUAUUGACCAAUGACCAUCCGUCGCGUUCCGAUUUGGUUAUUUGGCUAAAUAUUAAAGAAAAAAAGUAAUCUAACCGAGCCUAGGCCAGACUAAAUCAUCCGUAGGCAAGCAGAAACUUGGGUCGAAUUUUUCAAGACAUUCUUAUCGGUAAAAUAUAAAUACAUAAGCAAUAAAAUGCUACUCAAAAUAACUUAAUCCAUCUCUAUUUCAAAUAAAUAUGUUCGUUAUUAUAAUUUUGUAAUUUUCAAAAAAUUUUGAAGAGCAUUGCAGAGUAUAAAUACAUAUUAUUGUUAUAUUAUAGAUUUUAAAGCACAGGCUUGCUGUCAACGAAAUAGAAAUAAAAAAAUCUCGAGCAUCGUUUUCACGGCACUUCUGAUGUUUUUUAAUUUUUUUUACUUCUAAAAAGUUAUGAUGCCUAAAUUUUAAUAUUUAUAUAUACUAUAUAUCCCAUAAAUUCAUAGAGAAUUUGUGUAAAUAAAUGUUAAGAUUCGAAAAAAAACUUAGUAAGUUGUACCGCAUGAUAGACGGCCAUUUGAAAUUGCGAUUGGUGUACGAGGUGCCAUAUGCUACGCAUACAAAUAUAUAUAUGUAUACUAAUACAUAGAUUACCUACGAUACGUUUCCAUAAUACUUUGUAGCUCUAAACUUUUUACACAUUGGUUAUUGGUGAAUUUAUAAAUUGUAUAUUGUAGACCAAUAAAACGCAAAAAAAUGAGGGGGUGUAUAUUCUGCCACCCCUGUGGGUAAAUAAGUGUUGGCAAAGAAGACUAUUUUAAUCUUCCGUCAAUAUGUGAUUAGCUCUUCCACAAAAUUUCAGUUAAAAAAUAAAAUGUAUUGUAUUUCCAGUAAAUCCUUAUAAUAUAAUAACCCGCAAAAAUGUCGCCGCAUUGAAACUAAAAACUUAACGAUUAGUUCAAAAAUUAACGUUCUUAGAAUACAUUAUAACAACAUGAUUUAUACCCCCCCUCCCCCAUAACCAUUAUUGAACUAUUUAGCAAUUUUAAUGUUCGAAAAUUUGUAAAUGACAAUUUGCAUUUGUUAAAUAUCCACACCAAAAUCUCAAUCCUCAGACGCGUAGCGAAUGCAUGCCCACCACUAUCUAUAAUAUGAUAUUCACGUGGGUACGUGACUUUAAUAUCUGCAAUUAUAGCGUAGGUACUAUAAGCGUGUUUGUAUUAUAAUAUCGCCUAUUACAAUAAUUAUUAACACAAGUUAAUUAUAAUAGUAUACAUUACCAACGUGGCUACGUAAAACGUGCUCGACCACGGUCGGACACUUCGACGUCAUUAUUUUUAUUCUAAUCUAUAAUAUUCUCUUAGAAAUAUCGUACACAACAUAAACAUAUAAAUUAUUAUAUAUGGUAUUUUUCGUCUUGUGUUUGUAACAAAGCGCUUUAUAUAUUAUGUUGAUACAUAAAACAUUGCAGUGUAUUACUGUUUACAACCAUAGUUGUAAGACAAUCUUUUUACUUUGCAUGUACUUAUAGUAUAUAUAGGUACUCAUGCUUAUAAUAGGUAUAUUAUAGCUGUGACGUUUGCGAAUUUUUUCUCUUUUCCUUAAAUUCUUACGAUAUAGGUAUAAUAUUACGACUGAUAGAUGAUUAGGAUCGCAUAUAUUUAUACAUACUCGUGUAGGUAAUAUAUAUAUUAGGAAUCGCGCUGUUUCUUGUAUUGUAAAUUGUAAUAAUAUAUUAUAUUUUUAACACGAGAUUUUGUGAAUCGUUACCCAUAACGUGAUGACCCGAUUACCAUGUCGGCAGUACCUAUUGUGUAUAAAUGUUUAAUGUUUAUUGUUUGUAUAAAUUACAGAGACGUGUGCCAUAUGUUGUGCGCAUCAUCAUACAUUGUUAAUUCGUUUUGUUGAUUAUUGUCAGGUUCUCGAGUGCAAUAAUGUAAGUAGUGUGUGGUCUACCCUCUCGACAUGUGAUCGGCCGAUCGAGUCUUUCGAGAAAAAAAAUGUAUUCCUAUAUAAUAUAUUAUAAAUUAUUGUGUUGACAAAUGCUGUGACGGGUAGACCGCCCGUGUUAUUAUUAUUAUUACGAUUUAUAAAGUAUUAUUAUAAUAAUUACCAUUAUUGUAAGCUGGUGUACUCGCCGUAAGUAUAGUGGCUAUUUAUAAAAAUAAAAACAAAAUUUAAAAAUGUAA